AUGUCCGUGGACACGCUCGAGUCGAUUUACAUCGGAAAGAGCGCGUUCGAUUGGCAGAUGUACGCGACAAUGAUCGACGACCUGCAGCCACGUACGAUCAUUGAUAUCGGUUCUUGGGCUGGUGGCAGCGCGCUGUUUUUUGCGGACUUCGGGCAGAUGUUAGUGGGCGAUGCAUUCAGCAAAGUCGUUAGUUUGGAUGUCACGCUGAAGAACGUCCGUGAAAAAGCUCGGGCCCAUCCCAAAAUCGUUUUUCACGAAUGUAGCACCGAGCGCUUCGAGGACUUGUUCACUGACGCUUUUGUUGCGGAGCUGCCGCACCCGUGGUUGGUGUCCGAAGAUGCACACCAGCAUUGUGCGACAACUAUUCGCCGGUUGCACGAGAUUCUGAGAACCGGCGACUAUUUGGUGGUGGAGGACACAAGCGUGCAAAUGCAAGAUUGGUUCAAAGCCAACCUCGAUGAGGAGGAAGCCGAGGAGGAACGCAGACUCACGAGAGAAGGCAUCGAACACUUGAGAACCAAAACUGAGGCCCUGGCAAACUUCUGCCGCACGCACGGUGAGCAGUACCGUUGUGACACGAAGUAUUUGGACAUGUUCGGCUACAAUGUUGGCAAGCACUGGAACAGCGACAGACAGGCAGCCGAGCUCCAGCCAGAUGUGCCGGGGCGAUUGCCAGAAGCACAAGCGGUUCUUUCGCAGGAGGACCUCGUCGAUUAUUCUGACGAGGAGGCUCCCGUGAAGAUUCAGCAGCAACUUCCCGGUUCAGAGCACUGGCACACUUCCCAGCCAGCUUCAAGCGAGCGGCUUGAGGCCUUCCAAGCCUUGCAGCGGUUGCACCAGAGGAAGGCCUUUUCUGUCUCGCCAGAUGGUGUGACCAGUCAGGUGAUGCCAGCAUUCUUGGCAUCAACUGCGCAGUCCACUUUCUACGAGACCCAGGCAGCAGCCCAAGUCAAGAGACCCAUGCGCAACUUCCCCACACAAGACACCGUUCCAGUGCAGAUGUCCACGAAUGACAGCCUGGAUGGCUUGGAAGACCCCGCAACCUUCGAGGAGGAGGAGGCCUUCGGGUCGCGAGGUGGAGCGUUUGCUUUGCUGGGGGCACCGCUGAAGCGCCAAGCAGGUGCUUCGUGCCAAGACGAGGAUGAGAGCGACGCUGCUCUCGCAGCAUUGGCCAACAUGUUGAAGGAGGACGACGAUCUGGAGGAAGUGGAAGACGAGGAAGCUCCCGCAGAGGAUGGCACCGGAAAGAAGGUCAACUCGGUGGAUGCAGCUGACGAAGAUGACGUUGACAUUGAGGUGGAAGUGGAGGCGGAGGAGGACGAGCUACCGAUUGUCAAGGCCAAGGGAAAGGCUUGGCAGGCCAAAGCAAAAGGUCGCGGCAAAGCGAACGGCCAGUCGGGAAAGGGCAAGAACAAGUCCAAGAGCAAGCCUGCAGACAAGCCUGCGAAGGGCCAGAGUAAAGGGAAGGGGAAAGGCCAAGUAGCCUCAGAGAAGAAGGAGCCCGAGGAAGAGGAUGACGAGGAGGAGGACGACGACGAGGACGAAGAAGAAGAAGAAGACAUUGGAAUGAGCAAGGGGAAAGCUUGGCUCAAAGGCAAAGGCAAGGCAACCAGCUCUUCAGAUGGAGGCCAAGGACGAGGACAGAAGUCGGAUGAUACAUGGAAAAGUGACAAAGGCUGGGGCAAGAAGGGGAAGGAUUGGUCCUCGAAGGGCUGGAAAGGAAAAGGCGGCGACUGGUGGUCUCCGGACUGGUGGUCCUGGAAAGGCAGCUGGGGCAAGGGAGCUUGGGACACAAGUUCCUGGAGCAAGGGGGACUGGGGCAAAGACGGCUGGAGCAAAGGCGGCUGGAACGAGGACUCUAAGAGUGAGGAUUCAAAAGCCGAUGCUCGGCGCUGGAGAGAGCCGGUGCCGGAGCCGAGUGAACCCCCUCGCCAGCGGCAGCGGCGCGAAGAGCCGGUUCCGGCACUUCCUGAGGUCAGCGAGCCCACCACCCGUGAGGAGUGGAUGCGAGCUCAAGACCGAUUUUUCGGGCAUCUUCGUCCACUUCCGCCUGACUGGAUCAGGAUCAAGUCCAAAAGCCAGCGAACCAUUUACUACUACAACACGAAGACGGGAGCUGGCCAAGCUGGAGCAGACGUUUCUGGGCGUCGCCUCAGGUCGGAGUUGACGAGUGAAGAGGCAUUUUCAACACUGCGCGCCGAUGCUCGGCGCCUUCUGGCAGCUAGGCGAUCGUCUGACGUCACCGAGCCUGAGCUGGAAGCACAGGUGAACGACUUCCUCAAGCGAUCCUGGGCAAACAUCGUGACCAAUGCGCAGGGUGAUGGUGCGGAGCAGCCUCCCAAGAAGCGCGCCCGGAGCGCGAAGACCCCCAGUGAGCCCAAAGGCACGAGCUCGAAGGACCUCGUCCUUGCUGACCUACUGCAGGCGCCCAAGGCGCAACAGAUCGCAGGUCCAGCACGAACGGGCGGCCGGCGCCAAGGCGUGGCUGCAGAGACCCCUCGCGCCGUUGCGCGUGGCCCGGUUUUGCCAGCCGUCGCUGCCGACGGCGAGGCGCGACGGCGCUAUGCGGAGGCAGCUGCUUUGGACGAGGUCGUCAUCGGCUGGCACACGAGCUCUGUGGAUCCAACGCCCAUCCGGCUUGUGAGAAAAGGAAAGGAAUUGGUGCAGGGAGAAGUCUUCGAAACACAAAGUGACGAAAUUCGUAAGGAGUACCCAGAUGCUCCGAUUGCCAAAGCCCACCGCGCCAAGUACAACUGGGUUGCGGAGACCGCAGGGAACCGCUUUACAAGAGAUCCCACAAAGAUGCUUCCCGUAGUGCGCACAUCGGGAAUGAUUGGGAAAUGGUGUUGCGACGUCUGUGGCAAGACCAUGUGCGGGCAGUUGUUUGUGUUCCGAGCAUUUCUCCGAAAAGAGCAUCUACGUGGUUCCACAGACAGGCGCUUAGACACGUUCGUGGCCUACAUCUCCUUCCGUUGCGGCCGUGGCUUGCUGGGACAGCUCACAGAGUACACACGCUUCAAAGAAGAGGUUUACAGAGCAGCACUCAGCCUCACUACAACAGCGGUGGAUAUCGAUGAUGCUCGUUCUCAGCUGGAGGAGUCCAUGCGUCGCAGCAGCCGCGAGGACCGGCAGUUUCUGAUUGACGAGUUGGAACGACUGGCUGGAGUUGGUGUCUUCGGCGCCACCAAGACGGCAGAGAUGGAAUCCGUGGAGCAGAUGAUGCCUGGUCAAGGCAUGGUCCUCAUGCGCAGUGCCGAGGACGUUUUCCGGGCGAUGGCUCGGACCCUUGCGCCACGUGUCAACGCACGGCUUCUUGCAGCCGCGGCCGUGGCAGUUACGGACGAAGCGGAGCUGGAGGGCUACCUGCAAGGUGCUGCAGCGAGCCUCGGGGCCGGUGGGCCGUUGCCGCAGGCCCCUUUGAGGUCGUCGUUCCGGGAGGUAGUCAACUGCAUCGAAGCCGUCCUCCGUGCUUCCAACGGAGAAGAUGCUGGCUGCCUUCGGGUGGAGCUGGCGUGUUCUUGGGACUCCAGUAUCAAGGUGUUUGGUCCUGCCAAAGCCGCUGUGACCAUUCGCCUUGGCUACCUGCAAGCGAGGAAGGCGCUGCAUGCGUUUGCGCCGUCGUCAAGGCUAUCCAAAGAAGAGGCCUCGGCGCUGCAGCAUCGUCUAGAGCAGGAGCUGCCCACCUCAAAAGGCAUCAUGAUGCGUGUGGCUCCGGGGGAGGCUGCGGACCCGCUGCUUGUGCCACUGAAGGCAGAUGGCCCAGAGAAGAAGGUCAGAGUUUGGGAGGAUUGGGUACCGGCAAUCGAUCAAGGUGACGAGGUGGCAAAGUGGCUAUCAAGCUACUUGCGGAGUGAUGGCCUGCGUCUAGUUAGAAUCGCCAAGACGGCUCAACGAGUUACGGACCCCAAGUACGGCGUUGGAGAGACUGCCUUCUCUGACGGCUUCCCAGUGCUUGUGACAUCGCAAGCCUCCAUCGAUGCGAUUCGCCGAAGAGUGAAGAAUGCAGGGGGCCCGGUUGUGGGCAUCGAUCGCUUUCGACCGAACAUCCACGUGGAAGGUUGUGGGCCUUUUCAAGAGGACGAGAUGCGGUCAUUGUCUCUUCCAGGUGUUGAGCUGCCGUUGGUGAAACCAUGCUCCCGCUGCACUGUCCCUGGAAUCGACCCGCAGACCGGGACGCGAACGACGAAGACUGGAGGCGCUAUGACAAAGACCCUGCGAGAACACCGUUCUGGACGUUUGAUGGCCCAGAGAGCAGCACUGCACAAGGGGUUCUUUAGCGAAUCCAGAAGAGCAGAUGAUGUUUAUUUUGGGCAGAACGCGCUGGUGUUUCUCGACCACAGCGGAGUGGAGAUUUCCGUCGGUGACACUGCAGCCGCGCCACAUUUUGCCAUGCGCCAGCUCGUGGGCCACAAAGGCUUCGAGCAGCUGUUCGGCUCCGAGAUCAACGAGAACCCGCGGCGCUUUAUCCUGAGGAACUGCAACACCAAGCACCUCUUCGAGGACGUUUGCUACGUCAUGCAAGGUUCUGGGGCCUGUGCUCGUCAUGGCGGCCGCUGUGCCGUGCCAGACGGGGAGGUGGACAUUUUCGUCGGAGGUUUUCCUUGUACUCCGUAUUCUUUUUGCAAUCCCAAGCGGUUCAAGAGGAACUGCUUUACUGAACCUGCCGCUGUGCCCUUCUUCGAGAUGCGAAAGUUCAUCGCGGAGAGGAGACCGCGGCUGGUGAUCCUGGAAAAUGUGAAGGGCUUGCUCGCACCGAAUCCGGAGACCGAGCACCCUCCGAUCGAUUUUAUUCUUCGAGGCCGAAACCCUGAAAGCCAAGAAGAUUGUUAUCAGGGCACUGAGCCCAACGCGGACUGGGGGUUGAGCCUCAUCGAAGGCUAUGGGCUUCGAUGGGACAUAUUGUAUUCUUACGAUUGGGGCCUUCCGCAAAGCCGGCCCCGUGUGUACAUCGUCAUGGUUAGGGAGGAUGCUGGCGGUCAGAAAGCUGCCGAGCGCAUCUUCGAUGUGCUGACUGCCUGUGCCGGUCGACUUCCGCGAGGGUCAUGCAACGAUUUCCUUUUCCCAGAGGGUCAUCCGAAGCUGGAGCUGGCAAAAUCACGUGUCGGCAAGAGCGGAGGCGGUCCGCGCAAGGCUUGCACCAAGUUUACCGAAGCUCUGUUCAGGACAAAGCGACAAGAACUGGGCAUCGCGGCCUCGGAUCGACCUUACUCCAAGGAGCGCGCUGCCGGCUGGUUUCCACAGGCUACCGAAAAAAUGGUGCAACAGCUUGACAUCAUCUAUGCCAUUGCAGAGAAGCAGGGCUUGGACUUCAAUUUCCUGCUUGCCGAUCUCAGCCAGCAGGCUAGGCCGGUCAUCGGAGCCGUUCUUUUUGCUGGCCUGGUCUCGCUGGACUGGGGUGAGGGCAGGCGCGCAGUGGCCAGGUCCUCGCUGCCCUCCCCGCUCGAGCAGCGGCCGGACAUCCGCAAGAUAGUCGAGAACUCCGUGGUUCUGGCCAAGGUGACUCCGUCCCUGGUCGAUGAUGAUAACGAGGAGGCAGCGGAUGCCCUUCAGGCUUCAGAGGCCUCCUCAGCCGGCGAGACGGAGGACCCCUGGUCGCAUUGCGAGGCCGUGCGAAUGGAGAUUGGUACCUCAGAGCAGGAGCUGGCGCUGUCCAGACGAGCAGCUGUGACAAAUGACAGCUCUUCACAUCCAUCGCCCGGGGGAUGCUGCUUGUCUUUGGAGGAGCUCUCGCAUGAACCUGCGAAGCGCGAGAAGAUGGACAAGGCAAGCUCGGAGCCAAAGAAGGCGGGGCUGGUGGCGGCCAUCCAGGCUGUGGCUGUGGAGAGCACUAACGAGGAGGAUCAGGAGGUGGAAGGGGAUGGUACUGGCUGGAGCGAGCGCUACAGCAAGAUUGAAAGCCGGAGCGCAGCCAGCAUUUUUUCCGGUCCGACCGGUGUGGACUUGGAGUUGCAGACACCUAGAGUGCAUUGGGCCAUGACGUUUCGAAAUCUCAGGAAGGUUCCGGAUCGACAGCUUUGUCGCUGGCUGCAGGAAGCCUCCAUGGAGCGGGAGGAGCGCAGUGAUUCAGCGAAGUUCGUGGUGAAGUCCUUGCAGGUCUUCAGCGACGCGCGGGACUCUGACCUGACCAACCUGGCCGGCGAAGGACUUUCCGAAGCCGUGGAGCAGCUGUGGAGCAAACUGCGGUUCUCCGAGGCCAAGGCUCUGAGGGGUCGGCUGCUGACGGCCAACCUGCUCUCGAAGCUGUCCACCAGUUCUCUCGACGGCUUUGAUUCAGAAGCCUGGCUGAACAAGGCUGCAUCGCUCGAGGGUGUUGAGCUUUCGUCGCAGAGGGCGAGGCUUCUUCAGGGGCUUUCUGGCAGUCGGCGCCGAUCGGCUAGGCUGCUAGCAUCGCUUCUGCGGAGAUGGAACCACGAAAGCGUGGGGGAUCAGGAACUUCUGUGGACUCAGAAGGCCGUAGAGUCUUUGCAAAAGGCCUGGACCUCGACAGAUUGUCCGGAAGCUUGGGUCAGCUUCGCCAACGUCGGCAGGAUAAGCAAGAGCUGCCUCGAGAUUGCGAAGAAGUGUGGCUGGUGGCACUGGCAGAAAGGUGAGAACCAGAAUCGGCCGAAGUCCUCGCAGAGCUUCCGCGAAAUUGCGCACAAGCUGCAGACUGAAGUCUUCGCAUGGCGCCUGGGGCGUGCCCUGGCAUCUGCGACGCCAAAGGAUUUCAGUCAGUACGAUGCACUGCAGCUGGAAUCAGAGCAGAUGUCCAGCGAGGAAGCCGGCUUCGUGAUUCUUCGCCAGAGUGCUGCAUGGAAGUUGCUGCAGCACGUGAAGCUCCAGGGCCCCAAGACGGGCGAUCUGGAUUUCACCAUUGCGAGCCAGGAAUCGAUCGAGGAUUUUGCCAGGGUCAUGACGACACUUCGUGCCGUGCGUGAGGGCUUAGACUUGUCAGAGUCCACAGACCGCAGCCAUGACCUGGCAAGCCCAGGUUGCUUGCCUUCUGUGGCCGCGAUGCUCCACGCCCAAGGCCGGAGGCUGCGAGUCGGAGUCAGCUUCUGCACGUCCCAUGCAGAUCCUGUGCGGCUGGAACGCUUCCACGCAUCAGAGCAGAACCUCCACGAUUGCUUGAAGACAAGGCUGAGCUCGCACCUCCAGAUGAAGCUCGGCAACUGGUCGCUUCCGUCGCUUCCACAACGUCAGUGGGAGCAGGAGCUUCAGACCCGGAUUUCAGAGUCGAGCAACCAGCUCAACAUCCUCAUGAAAGGUCUGGCGAAUCUGACCUUUGCGGGCCAGUGCGGCAGCAAAUUGCUGGCCGGGCAGGUCGUCAUGGGUGAAACCAAAACCAUCUGCAUGGAAGCCCAGGAGUCGCAAGCGCAGGCCCAGCAGGUGCACAGCAUAAUCCAAGAAAGAUGUGCCAGAUUGCUUCUUUUCAGGCAGCUCGUGCUAGCCAGCAAUGGCAGGGGUUUGCUGGAGAAUCGGGAAGUGGUCAGCAUUUUCAUUGCAAUUCUGGAUCAGCCGACGGCUGCGACGACACUUUGGCAGGAGUUGCAGAAAAGCCUGGAGAAGACCAAAAGUCCUGAGUGGAGACGAGUCUUCGAAUCUGCAGUUACUGCUUUCCAGGACCACAUUCCGCUGCAGCCGGGCUGGUCGCUUAAUUUCUCCCGAGCCGGACUCCGCUUCUUUCAAUUCGGAGAGGGCCGCGACAUCCAGACGAGCUGGGCAUGGCCUUUGGGGACGCACGUGAACACCCAGUGGGGCAACGCGGCGCCAACGACGCCGCCCAAUGCCAAGCCCGACCACGAGGAGCGAAACGACGGACAGGAGAUUGGACUGAUGACCCCACCGCAGCAUGGCGAGCCAACAACCCCGAGCAGCAGCGAGAGGCGACUUCUGGCUGCGAAGGAGUCGCCUUCGCCGCCAGCCCCGGGGAAGCCCGUCAGGUCUGCUCCCAGCCAGCACAUCGCCGUCGUCCUUCCAGAGCAGCUCAUGAUGAAGCCGCCCAAACCCACUGCAAGGCCCAACCUCCUUCGAGUGCCUGAGACACCCCGGCCGGGUACUGUGCCACAGACGCCGCAGCCGCCGCAGCCGGGUCUUGUGCCGCAGACCCCGCGACCGGAUGCUUCGUCGGAGAGGCCCUCAGCUCCGGCGCAGACGAAAGCAGGACCGGAAGAUCGCAAACUCGCGCUCCAGUCGCAACGUCCUGCGGAGCCUGCCGGUGAACCUCCCAAGCGGCACAAGGGGGUGAACCCCCCACCACCGCCUGCAAAUGGACCAAACAGGCCAAGGAUGAUGCAUGCGAGCCACAGCGUACCGACCCCGCCACCAACACCCGUGGUACAGCCAGCCGCCUCUGUGGUGCCAAAGCGAAGUGCAGCUUACGGACCCCGCGGGCAUGUCUCCACUGCUGAGCCACGCAGAACCCCGAGGCUCAGCAGCAACCAUUCAACUUCAAGUGGCGACACGACACCCUUCGUUCUCGCUUUGUUGUAUGCAUCUCCACUGCUUGCAUAUAGCCUUGUGGCUCUCAGUGCGCUGGGCCUUUUCGGUUUCGCUGAGCCCAUGGACGCUCGACAGCGGCGACCAAAGGGCCGCCGGGUGGUAGCUGCUGCUGCACUGGCAGGUGCUGCGCACUGUGGAGUCUCGCUCUCGUUUGCCAAUCCCGGCCCCCAGUCACGUUUGCCUUUGUCCAGGGCAGGGGCGCUCGAGAGAAGCCCACAUCCACCUGUGACGGCCACUAGGGCUCUUGGUGAAGUCGAGGUUGCCUCGUAUGCGGCUCCUGCCGCCGGUGUGGUUGCGGUGGCCCUCCUGGGCUCAGCGGCGCAGCUGCAGCGCGGGCUGGGCCUGGAGCCUCCGUCGGAGGCCAGCGAUGGCUUUUUUGGUCCGAAGCGCUGGCGCAUUCGGACUUUGGCCAUUGCAGGUACCUGGAUAGCGUUGUUGGCUUAUUCUGUGCUCCUGGCGCCUGGAAAGAGUCCAGACGAGCGCGUGGCGGAUCAGGCUCUGAUCCAGCAGAUAUUCACAACGCCCUUCGACGGCUCGGUGAACCCACUCUUCUGCUGCAUCUUCAACAUGCUAGGCAUCUGGCCGAUGAUCUACGCCGCGACUUUGCUGCCGGGAGCCGAUCGUCAGUCGCCGGCGCCGGCACUGCCGUUCGUGGCUGGUUCUUUCUUCCUCGGUGCUUUUGCGCUCAGCCCUUACCUGGCGCUGCGUGAGAACAGGUCUGUGGCAGGUCAAUCAGGAGAGAUUGACUGGGCCACGGCGAACAUCCUCGAGAACCGCUUAACUGCUGUGGUCCUCCUUGCUUUCGCUGCCUAUUUGGCGCUUUUUGCUGUGGGAAACGGGGCGAUCGGUGGCUUCUCGCCCUCCGAAGCCUUGUCUGGCUUCAUGCCAGUCUUCGGCAGUAGUUUGACUGCCCACGUGUCAAGCCUUGACUUCAUGGUGCUUUGGAUGCUUUUCGGGCCGGUCCUGCUGGAAGAUGGACGCCGACGAGGUCACGUUAAAUGA
This is a messenger RNA of Symbiodinium sp. CCMP2592, 9483 nucleotides long. The record is from the annotation of a GenBank genome assembly. NCBI's taxonomy places the organism in Eukaryota, Dinophyceae, Suessiales, Symbiodiniaceae.